AUGGAACCAUUAAAAAAACCAAAGGAACAGGAAAAAAAAGAGGACGACUACAGGCAAAAGAAACAGGACGAAGCUAAGAUUAACAAAAACGAGAAUGGGGAAGAACUGUCGCACGACGGCAAAAUGGAAGAAAUAGAGGAGCGAAAGAAGUUUGAGGAAGAAAUGUUAAAGAGGCAUCAGAAUCAACCAAAAAUAAACAGGUCGGGUCCCAUAACACACUCGACAUUAUUGGACAACAUGCUAGAAGAAACUAAUAGAGAAGAGGAAGAGAAAGAAGGAGAUGCAGAGGAGAGGGAACCCUCGGCGGAAGCAAUAGAAGUGGAAGGAGAGGAAAAUAAAAGAGAAGAUCAAACGGAAACACACUGGCAAAAAACUGGAGAUAGCAUUCUUCAAGCCUUGUUGUUUGACGACGAGGAUUACGAAGCAAUACAACAGUCCAAAAAAAGAAAAGGGGAUAGCCUAGAGGAAAAUGAGAGAUUCAAAAAAGAGAAGAGGGAAGAGACCGCCGAAUACCCCGAGGAGACAGAAAAUGAAAGGAUCCUGAGAAAGCUAAAACAAGUAUUGGAAAUAUUAAACAAUAAAGGCCCCAUACAGGGGGAACACAAAAUAAUAGCUAGAAAUCUGAUUGGGGAAAUAUAUAAUCAGAACAAAACAGGCCUAAACCAAAGUAAGAAGACACAAACGGAGGAGGAGAGCAUUAGAUGCGAACAAUGCAAAAUAAAAAUAGAGCGAGAAAAGCAAAGAAAGGAGACUGAGAAGAUAAUUGAAGUAUUAAACAAAGGGGGGGACAUAAAUGACUUCAACCAAAUAUAUGAAAAGAGGUGGGAGGAAACAGUCUACGAAAAAACAAAAUGGGAACAAGGGGGCUUGCAAGAAACAAUAGCUAAGAAAGAAUGCCUGAUAGUAACAAAAAAUGAAAUAAAAGAGGGUGGAAUAGAAAGCGUAAUACGCACUAUCAGAGAAGAAGUGCAUGAAAUCAUAGAGGGUUGUCAAGAGGGAAACGUAGAGUACAUAGAAAAUGGGAACAGAAGCUCCAUGGCAACUGUAAGGAGAGAAUGGUAUACCUAUGUCGCAAAAAUUAAGGACCAAGGAGAAGUGGCGGAGACACAUGAAGUGGCGGAGAAGGCCCUAAAACAAAUUAAAGAGAGGAAGGAGCCGCCCGAAAUAAUACGGGUAGCAAUUAAUAACGAAAUAAACAAAGAGAAGGUACGAAAAGCCCUGGAAUUCGUGGGUAGGAGGGAAAAAAUAACGUGGGAGAUAAUUAUACGAGGCAAAGAAAUGGAUAAAGAAGUUAAAAACGAGCAAGAGGAAUCCCUCCUAAUUAAAACCGGGAGCAAGUCAUAUACAGACGUCUUAAAGGAGAUGAAUGCGAAAAUAAAUAUAGGGAAAAUAGGAGUGAAGGUGGAUAGACUUAAAAAAACCGAAGGGGGGGACAUCCUCGUGAAGCUUAAAGGAAGGGGAGCUGCAGAAAAGCUAAAAAGGGAGAUGGACACGAAGAUGUCCGGUAUUAGUAUGGCAGUAAGGCGCAAAGAGAAUUAUUUCACAAUAACUGGUCUGGACCCAGGGGUCACGGAGAAAAUCCUACAUGAAGCCAUACAAGCAUACACCGGAAUAUCACAGGACGAGGUAGACAUAAAAAUGCUACGAACAAACCAGCACGGAGAACAAGUGGCAACCAUAGCCGUGCGCCCUACGAAAGCGGAGGAAUUGAGACGAUACACUACGAUAGCGAUAGGCUGGGUGUUCUGUCCCAUUAUGGAGAGGUACACCCCGAUGAGGUGCUACAAAUGUCUCCAUUACGGGCAUAGCACAUUUGAAUGUAAAGGGGAGAGCAGGGUAGCGUGUUGCUACAACUGCAUGAAAACAGGGCAUACGGCAGUGCAGUGUGGUAACACUGCAUUCUGUCUCACUUGUAAUGAAGAAGGUCAUCGCAUGGACCGCAUGCAAUGCCCAGCCUAUCGGGCGUGGGUGUACGGUAGGGGAAGGGAAAGGGAACCCCCAAAGGGUGCAUAA
Messenger RNA from Diabrotica virgifera virgifera (western corn rootworm), 2013 nucleotides. Its product is annotated as trichohyalin-like. The record is from RefSeq and is a predicted model, not a curated record. Gene Ontology annotation, molecular function: nucleic acid binding; zinc ion binding. The transcript has a single exon. The coding region runs from base 1 to 2013 and encodes 670 amino acids. NCBI's taxonomy places the organism in Eukaryota, Metazoa, Arthropoda, Insecta, Coleoptera, Chrysomelidae.